AUGGACUUUUGGACAAGACGGGGGCGGCCAAAGCUCUUUGCCGCUCUGGAAGAGGCUUAUGACUCGCUUGAGGGAGAAUUCGCUGCUGCGCUCCAAAGGCAUGUCGAAGAGUGCAAUGCAAGUCUACUCCAGGAGAUAGAGAAGCUCAAGGCUGCAGCUGCAAGGACUGAAGAGCUGGAGAAGCAGAAUCGGACCUUGAUCCGUGAGCUCGAGGAGCUCCGGAAGAAGCAGGACCAGCACAACGCCAGACCUGCUACCACAUCGUCCUCCAGCACACCUUCGCUGGGCACCUCAUCGCCAAUCCCGAGACCUGCUCUAGCAGAGCUAUCCACCAACAGCAGACCUUCGCCCCUCAAUGCUACUCCUGGCAAGCCCAUAGACCAGGAAAAUGCCGAGACUCUGCCAGAGCAACACGAAAAGCUCAAAAAAGCAUACUUUGCGCUGGACAAACGAUUGAAGGAAAUCAGGAACAUGGCCCGCAAGUACCGGGAAGGACGGGACAACUGGGAAAAAUAUGCCGUGUCCCUUGAGGGGAAGCUUGCCAGGCUCGAAAAGAAGCUGUCCCGCUACGAAGAGAUAGUUAAGCAGUCUCCUGCUCCAGGAGGACGAAAGCUCACGCCAAAUGAGGCCUCUGAUGGCAGGCCCUCGUCUGAUCGAGAAGCUAGUGUCUCGCGAGCUACAUCUUCCUCAGCGGAGCCCCAAGCCAAUGCCGAUCAGCGCGGGGACCAGGCUGAACCCUCAAUAGCUCUGGGAGUUGUGCCGCCUGUGUCAAUGGCUGCUCUAGCAGAAGCCAGCAAAGAGGAUGAGGCCGACGAAACGGAGGACGACUCCGACGAACAGCCUCAGCUACCAACCCUGCCUGCCAAUGAACCUGCUGAACCAGAACAGGAAGUCUUCAUUGAGAAAGAACCCUCCUCUGACAUCCCUGUCGUCGUCUCGGAGAGAUGUGUGCGGAAGCGCAGGCGCGAGAGCACAGAUGGCAACACACCUCACCGGCGGAUUAAGACAGAAUCCAGUUCAGAUGUGGUCGUCACGGCCGAGAUUCCCACGUUCCGACCACAUGAAAGCAUCGACCUCGAUGAAGACUAUGAUAGUGUCCCAACGCCCAGGAAACUGCAGCGGUUUCAGCUUCGAGAAGAUCCCUCGUCACCGGUGAAUAGGACUACCGGGACUGGUCGGCAGACUAAAAGUACUGAGGCUCAGUCCUGGGCGCCUGUUGGCCCUCAGCCUAGACCUGGCCCGUCAGCCGUCACGCCUGGAGUGUUCGGAAGCAUGAUGUUCAGGACUCCAGACGACAGACGGCAGUUAAUCAGGUCUGAAUGGGGGUUGGACUCUGGAGUCGCAGAUGUGGCCGAAGAUGGUAUGGACGAGGUUGCUCCCCCCGGGCGAACUAGGAAAGGACCAACCAACGACACUCCUACCCGUAGCCGACUCCAGACACUCUUGGAGACUCCGGCAACGAACACCACACCCAGCAUGCUACCCCCUAGGCGUCAGAACCAGCCCGCUCGCACCACACGAUUGCGGGAUCGCCCCCUAUCCGAGCUGCGGCUAGAAGACUUCAAAGUCAACCCAGCACUCAACGACGGCUACCGCUACGCUUUCAACGAAGUCGUCCGUAACAAGGACGAGAGAGCCCAGUUGUCAGGCUGUACCGACCCGAACUGCUGCGGACGGAAUUUCCGCAAGAUAGCCGAGUCUGAGUUGCAGAAGGCCGGCCCUGUAGUCCUCACACGCAUGCAGGACAUCAAGAUGAUGGAGAACUUUCUGGGGCGCGAAGAAGCACACCGGCUGAAGGGGAUGUCGCGCGAGGAGCGCCAGGAGCUGUGGCUUCAGGCUAAGACGAGGGAGUUGGCGGAUAAGUUCGGACGACAUAGGCACCGGUUUGCCCGUAGGCCGUCGCCGCCGGGAUAUUGGAACCCGGAUUUUCCUAGUACCCAGGAGAUUGCAAAGUAUAAGGAAGAAGCGGAGAAGGAGGAGAGACGGGCGGUUGAGGAGAGGUAUAGGGAGGCAUUGAGGAGGGGGAGAUGGCUGUUUAGGGAUGAGGAGCCCAGUUGA
Molecule: messenger RNA, 2058 nt
Organism: Thermochaetoides thermophila DSM 1495
Lineage: Eukaryota; Fungi; Ascomycota; Sordariomycetes; Sordariales; Chaetomiaceae
Exons: 2
Coding region: 1-2058 (685 amino acids)
Biological process (GO): double-strand break repair via homologous recombination; DNA double-strand break processing involved in repair via single-strand annealing
Cellular component (GO): site of double-strand break
Molecular function (GO): flap-structured DNA binding; damaged DNA binding; double-stranded DNA binding
Source: RefSeq, a predicted model, not a curated record